CCGAACGCGCGUGCGCACAGGAGCCGCCCGGGGAACGGGGCGCUGUGUGGGCUCUGCUGAACGACGAAAAGCUUCCACUUAGCACCAAUAUGGCCGCUGCCGCCCGCUUCUUGGGUCCGCUGGUAAAAAGCAGCAGGGGCAGUCACGCAAGAAUCCAUAGACUAUGGAAGUGUCAGUCUGGUGCAGCAGCAACAGCAGCAACAACCACAAACACACAAAGAAUAAAACCUCAAGUUCAACCAGAGAGGAGGAAGCCUAAAACUGGAAUAUUAAUGCUAAACAUGGGAGGUCCAGAGACAUUGGGAGAUGUUCAUGACUUCCUAUUGAGGCUUUUCCUGGACAAAGACCUAAUGUCACUUCCUGUACAAAACAAACUGGCCCCAUUCAUCGCCAAGCGUCGCACACCCAAAAUUCAGGAGCAGUACCGUAAGAUUGGAGGUGGUUCACCAAUCAAAAUGUGGACUGCCAAGCAAGGAGAAGGCAUGGUAAAGCUUCUGGAUGAGCUUUCUCCACACACAGCUCCUCACAAAUAUUACAUUGGAUUUCGGUAUGUCCAUCCUUUAACAGAAGAAGCAAUUGAAGAGAUGGAGGAAGAUGGUCUUGAUAGGGCUAUUGCUUUUACACAGUAUCCACAAUACAGCUGCUCUACCACAGGCAGUAGCUUAAAUGCUAUUUAUCGAUACUAUAAUAAAGUUGGGAAGAAACCAAAGAUGAAGUGGAGUACUAUUGACAGAUGGCCAACCCAUCCUCUCUUCAUUCAGUGCUUUGUAGAUCACAUACAAAGAGAACUGGACCAAUUUCCACCAGAGAAGAGAGGAGAUGUGGUCAUUCUUUUCUCUGCACACUCACUGCCAAUGUCUGCAGUCAAUCGAGGUGAUCCUUAUCCACAAGAGGUAGGAGCUACGGUCCAAACAGUAAUGGAGAAGCUGGGAUACUCCAACUCUUACAGACUUGUCUGGCAGUCCAAGGUUGGUCCAAUGCCAUGGUUGGGUCCACAGACAGAUGAAACUAUCAAGGGACUUUGUGAGAGGGGCAGGAAGAAUAUCCUUUUAGUUCCAAUAGCAUUUACCAGUGAUCAUAUUGAAACCUUGUAUGAACUAGACAUCGAGUACUCUCAAAAAUUAGCAAAUGAGUGUGGAGUUGAAAACAUCAGAAGAGCAGAAUCUCUUAAUGGAAAUCCAUUGUUCUCUAAGGCACUGGCUGAUUUGGUUCAUUCACAUAUCAAAUCAAAUGAAAUGUGCUCCAAGCAGUUAACUCUAAGCUGUCCGCUCUGUGUAAAUCCUGUCUGCAGGGAGACAAAAUCCUUCUUCAGUAAUCAACAGCUGUGACACAUGGUCUGAGAAGCCAGUUGGAUUAGUUAGGAAAAACACUUCCGGGGGUGACCCCAAAACACCCCAAAGACCUCACAUUUGGGGGGAAAAUAUUAGAAGAAAUAAAGGAACUAAAUUACGUUGCAAUAUCAACAGAUCUUUGGGUAUGCUUUGCUUGAUAGUAUGUAGAGAAUGAUUCAAAAGAUCCCUCUAG
This is a messenger RNA of Gracilinanus agilis (Agile Gracile Mouse Opossum), 1524 nucleotides long. It is a transcript of the gene FECH, whose product is annotated as ferrochelatase. The transcript has 11 exons. The record is from RefSeq and is a predicted model, not a curated record. Bases 90 to 1328 code for a protein of 412 amino acids. Lineage: Eukaryota; Metazoa; Chordata; Mammalia; Didelphimorphia; Didelphidae. Gene Ontology annotation, molecular function: protoporphyrin ferrochelatase activity. Gene Ontology annotation, biological process: heme biosynthetic process.